UGGCUGCAGACGCCACAUGGUAAAGCAUGGCAGACGACUCCUGCUGCAUCUGUCUGGGUGACAAUGGAGGAAUUCACGAGCACAUUGGAAGCAAUCAGCCUGUACAUAAACAUCCCAGCAUCGUCUUUAUCGCCGGCUCUUCCAGUGGUUCAGCAGUUCAAGAGCUUGCCGGAUUUCUUGAUGUUUCCAGCCUUUCUGGCGUUAAAGAACCAGGAUCAUUACACCUCUGCAUUGCUACAAGAUCGUUUACCGACAGACAUGGAGAUCAUCAAUGCUAUGAUCGCCUUUGUGGAAUUUGGAAAUCAAGCAUGGGAACGAAGUCAUUCAGCUCCUGACGCUCUCAAGUAUGCCAGUCAAAACUGGGCCUUCCAUCUCUCGCUAGCUCCGAAUCCUCAGGACGAUAUGCUCCACCGUACAUUUCAAUCUUUCUGGAGUCGCCAUCUUCUCACCUGGCUUGAAAGGCAGUGGUGUUUGAAAGGUCUACAGUCUUGCCUCGUUGUUUUAUCCGAAGGGCAGAAACUAGCAAAGGUACCUGUGAAAUCCACUUUUGACUUAAACACCACUUCCUAAAGAAAGAUCAUUUUGAUUCCUACCAGGUCGAAAUUCAGCAAAUCAAUAUCCUGAAACCCGGAGAGCCGCUGCUGACGACGAGUUUAAAACGACAAAGGGCCCACACAGGUCCCACGGUUACAACAACCUAUACCGAAGUCAGCUCCUCCAGGUCUUCGGCGAAGAAAAUGCGUACCGAGACCGAGGGAGAAAGGGCUUAUGGAUAAGAGGACAAAAAUCAACCAGGAUCUUCGAUAUAGUCCCCUAGUACCUGGUCCUCCGCGCCCGUAGUCAGACCCUGAUAGAAUGAAGACAGUCGUUCCUUCAGUAUUAGGCCCUUAGACUUUAGUACUACUAGUAGUACCCGAAAAUAUUUUCAGAAUUGUUGGAUCUCUCUCUGGAUUUAUUCGACCAAUACCCCAGGUCUCU
Molecule: messenger RNA, 978 nt
Organism: Suillus paluster
Lineage: Eukaryota; Fungi; Basidiomycota; Agaricomycetes; Boletales; Suillaceae
Exons: 1
Coding region: 64-570 (168 amino acids)
Source: RefSeq, a predicted model, not a curated record